Messenger RNA from Ylistrum balloti, 1817 nucleotides. RefSeq names its product methionine--tRNA ligase, mitochondrial-like. Lineage: Eukaryota; Metazoa; Mollusca; Bivalvia; Pectinida; Pectinidae. The record is from RefSeq and is a predicted model, not a curated record. Gene Ontology annotation, molecular function: ATP binding; methionine-tRNA ligase activity. Bases 1 to 1752 code for a protein of 583 amino acids. Gene Ontology annotation, biological process: methionyl-tRNA aminoacylation. The transcript has 12 exons.
AUGCUAGCCGUAAGACCUCUGACAGAACUGUCUAAAGUAUUCACGUAUAGAUCUGUAAACUUAUGGCGUGCGUACGCACGUGUGUUUCUGAAAAGACGACAGAAAGUUUUUGUGGAGAGAUGGCUGCAGACGACGUCGUUUAUAUCAACUCCCACAUCUUCACAGGAAAGUCGACCGCAGAAAGCUGCAUUUUAUGUGUCUACUCCGAUAUUCUAUGUCAAUGCAUCUCCUCACAUUGGCCAUCUCUAUACUGCAUUAGUUGCUGAUUCUGUGGUAAGGUGGAAGAGACUCAAAGGCAGUCAGACAUUCUUUGCCACGGGAACAGAUGAGCAUGGAUUGAAGGUUCAACAAGCAGCUGAGAAGGCUGGUGUGGCACCCAAAGUUUUCUGUGAUGAGGUCUCCGACAAGUUUAAGGACCUGUUUAAGAAGAGUGAUAUAAACUUCUCCACCUUUGUUCGUACAACGGAUGAAAGUCAUGUGAAGGCUGUACAUCAGUUAUGGAAUGUACUUGAUGAGAAAGGAUUCAUCUACAAGGAUUUAUACAAGGGAUGGUAUUCUAUUUCUGACGAAGCUUUUGUUUCUGAUAAUGAUGUAGUUGACGUUACAACAAAGUCAGGAGAAACACAGAAGGUCUCUGCGGAGAGUGGUCAUCCUGUGGUGUGGAUGGAGGAAGAGAAUUACAAGUUCAGACUGUCGCAGUUCAAGCCUCAGCUCCAGCAGUGGAUAGAUACAGAAGUGAUACAACCUCCUCAGUUCAAACAAGUUGUGCAAUCCUCAUUAGAAAACCUGACUGACUUAUCUGUGACUCGCAGCAGUGACCGAGUGUCCUGGGGUAUUUCCGUACCAAAUGAUCCCAGUCAGAAGAUCUAUGUAUGGUUGGAUGCCCUCACAAAUUACCUCACAGUAACUGGUUACCCUGGAGACGAAUAUUGCAGUGUUUGGCCUGCAGAUUGUCAUGUGGUUGGCAAAGAUAUUCUCAAGUUCCAUGCAGUUUAUUGGCCAGCCUUUCUGCUAGCAGCUGGUCUUUCCUUGCCAAAGAAAAUCCUUUGUCAUUCCCAUUGGAGGGUGGACGGAAUGAAGAUGUCAAAGAGUCUGGGUAAUGUAGUGGAUCCCCUGGAGUGUAUGUCCAAAUACACUGUGGAUGGAGUCCGUUAUUUCUUACUAAGGCAGGCUACUCCUCAGAAAGAUGCUGAUUUUAAUGAGGGGAAGAUUGUCAAGGUAAUCAAUAGUGAGUUGGUGAACACUAUAGGAAAUGCUUUGAACAGGAUUACUAGUAAAUCUCUCAAUCCAGAACAACUCUUCACCAAUCCAUCAACAGAUGCCUUGUUGACUCGCUUCACAGACGAGGAUCGUCACACUUUAGAGGAGCUUUAUGGACUAGCAGAUCGAGUGGAUAGAUUCUAUGAAGAUGGCAAUGUGUACCUAGUAUUACAGACACUGAUGACCUAUCUUUUCUGGCUAAAUAAACUGAUCGAUGAUCAUAAACCUUGGAUUUUAGUGAAAACUGAAAGUGAGAAGGAGCAUUUAGAAACAGUGAUUUACAUCGCCAUGGAGACACUACGAGUUUGUGGAAUUUUAAUACAACCAGUGAUUCCUGCAUUCUCCUCAAGACUUUUAACAAGAUUAGGGGUGCCUGACAAUGAAAGAGACGUGGCACAUUCAAAGGUUAAAGUUCAAUCAGCAACAUCUGAAUCUAAACGGAUGCUGAAUCCAUUAGAAUCUGUACUGAUACAGCGAAUAAAACAAAAGUGACCAGAUUGCUGAGGUUUUAGAGUAUGUUACAGGAAAAUAAAACUUGAAUAUUGUUGAUAAAAUCA